This is a messenger RNA of Colletotrichum phormii, 513 nucleotides long. RefSeq lists its product as uncharacterized. Bases 1 to 513 code for a protein of 170 amino acids. The transcript is spliced from 2 exons. NCBI's taxonomy places the organism in Eukaryota, Fungi, Ascomycota, Sordariomycetes, Glomerellales, Glomerellaceae. The record is from RefSeq and is a predicted model, not a curated record.
AUGCACUUCUUCAAACUCAUCGUCAGCUUUGCUGCCGCCGUCUCCGCCAUCGACAUUCAGAAACACUUUGGCCAAAGCUGCGGCGGCAACUUCCGCGUCUGCAGAGCCAUCGACCCGAACCGAUGCUGCGUCGGCGCCACGGCCGAGAGCAUCCGCUUCCGCUACAUCCCGUCCAACUGGCGCAUCGAGACCCGCGGCUACGACGGCGGCGACUGCCGCAACCGCCGUGCCACCAUUCUCUCGGCCGGCACCACGUCCGUCUGCAUGCGCUCCGGCGGGUUCCUCUUCACCGGCGGCGGCUACGGCUUCGUCAACCGGAAGAGGGCGCCUCAGGAGGCUGGCGAAGAGACGUGUGCUGCCGUCGGCGGCGAAGGGCAGGAGCAAAAGUGCGAGUCUAGCCAGAAGCCUGAUACCCUGGUGCUUGUUGACGGCUCCGACUUUACUAUCGCCGCCGAUCCCAACGUGACCUCCGCCGCCGACAUCCCUGACGAGUUCACGCCUCUAAGGAAGUAA